AUGGUUGGACGUGGUGGUACCCCAUUUGACCGUGUAUAUAUUAACGUUAGUGUUUUUACCCAAGGUAAUGAUCCCGUGCCACUGGGAGUGAUUUGCCUGCUUGAUACUGGAACCAAUACACCACUUCGAUAUGAAUCGGAAGAGAAAAUCAAGGGAAGAAUAUGGAAGAUGGUGAAUGACAUAACGAAGUUUCAAAAAGUUGACACUGAGACUAUAAAGACCAUGGUAAAUUUUUCUGAGAAAAAAUAUGAGGAAAUAGUCAGGGUGAAUAUGAGGCAAUUC
Racocetra persica is the source of this 282-nucleotide messenger RNA. Lineage: Eukaryota; Fungi; Glomeromycota; Glomeromycetes; Diversisporales; Gigasporaceae. The record is from the annotation of a GenBank genome assembly.